UCUCUCUCUCUCUCUCUCUCUCUCUCUCUCUCUCUCUCUCUCAUCUGAUGGAAAGAAGCGGUAGCGUAGGGCGCCCCCCAGUCUUAGGAAAGAUGGUCAGAGUUCUCAGUAUCGAUGGGGGCGGAAUAAGAGGCCUCAUUCCGGCAACCAUUCUUGCUUUCCUUGAAUCUGAACUUCAGAAGCUGGAUGGUGAAGAUGCAAGAAUCGCCGACUAUUUUGAUGUGAUUGCAGGAACAAGCACAGGUGGUCUUGUGACUGCUAUGCUCGCAGCCCCAAACGAGAAUAACCGCCCACUAUUCGCCGCCAAAGAUAUAAUUGACUUCUACUUUCAUCACUGCCCUAAAAUCUUCCCCCAGAACACUUGCCCAAUUUUUCGUUAUACGAUAAAGAUUAUUAAAGCUCUAGCAGGACCAAAAUACAAUGGAAAAUAUCUGCAUAGCUUGAUCAGAGAAAAAAUGGGCAACAAAAAACUACAUGAAACAUUGACUAAUGUUGUCAUUCCCACGUUUGACAUCAAGAAUCUCCAGCCAACUGUCUUCUCCAACCAUAGGGUGAAAAGGAAGCCAUCCUACAAUGCCUUACUCUCUGACAUAUGGAUUGCAACCUCAGCAGCACCAACUUAUCUUCCAGCUCAUUAUUUUAAAACCAAGGACGCUGCAGGCAGAGAUAAAGAAUUCAACCUUAUAGAUGGCGGCGUGGCUGCAAAUAAUCCAACUUUACUUGCUGUUUGUGAAAUGACGAACGAAAUAAAGAAGGAGAAUCCAGUCCUCUUUCCCGUGAAACCUGUGGACUAUGGGAGAUUUCUAGUGAUAUCAUUAGGAACUGGCUCAUCAAAAGCUGAACUGAAAUACCAUGCACGUUCUGCAGCAAAAUGGGGCCUGUUGAAUUGGUUAACCAGCGGUGGCUCCACCCCAAUCAUUGAUGUUUUCAGUCAAGCAAGCGCUGACAUGGUUGAUCUUCACCUUUCUGGAGUUUUCCAAGCCCUUCAUUCUGAAAAAAACUAUCUUAGAAUUCAGGAUGAUACCCUUCAUGGGACCAUAUCUUCUGUGGAUAUAGCCACGAAGAAGAAUUUGGCCAAUCUUGUGAAAGUUGGUGAAGGGCUAUUGAAACAACAAGUUUCUCGGGUUAAUUUGGACAGCGGUAAAUUUGAGGCUUCUAAUCAUGAGACAAAUGCAGAGGCUCUUAUAAGGUUUGCUAAACUACUCUCGAAAGAGAAGAGGAGUCGCCAAGCAGGGUCAACCAACGGGAAUGCUGAAAGUACUUACUGAUUGAUUGUUACCCUAAGACGAUAACAAGUCGUAAUUCUUUAAAUUAUACUGUUUGGAAAUGUAAAUUAUAAUAAAUUAUUGAUAGUUCGAGGGCAUGGGGGCAAAUGGCCACCAUAUAUACUUCAGUCUUUCAAUAUUUGUUUGUGUUCGAAUAAAUCCUGUUGGGAUAUCACUGUAAUAGAUCUCUCUGUAUUCGAUAUAUUCAUUCUUUUUGUUAAUUUGUUGCUUGUUGGUUCCUCAAUAAAAUUAAGCUUUCAUUUUAAAAA
This is a messenger RNA of Malus domestica (apple), 1534 nucleotides long. RefSeq names its product patatin-like protein 2. The record is from RefSeq and is a predicted model, not a curated record. Gene Ontology annotation, biological process: lipid metabolic process. Gene Ontology annotation, molecular function: glycerophospholipase activity; monoacylglycerol lipase activity. Lineage: Eukaryota; Viridiplantae; Streptophyta; Magnoliopsida; Rosales; Rosaceae.